Molecule: messenger RNA, 2868 nt
Organism: Tupaia belangeri chinensis (Chinese tree shrew)
Lineage: Eukaryota; Metazoa; Chordata; Mammalia; Scandentia; Tupaiidae
Gene: KLHL20
Product: kelch like family member 20
Exons: 12
Coding region: 177-2006 (609 amino acids)
Biological process (GO): proteasome-mediated ubiquitin-dependent protein catabolic process; Golgi to endosome transport; protein K33-linked ubiquitination
Cellular component (GO): PML body; trans-Golgi network
Molecular function (GO): type II interferon binding
Source: RefSeq, a predicted model, not a curated record
GGGGGAAAAGGAAAUAGCUCUAGGAGGAGCAUCCUGCCUGCGGUAGCCGCGGCGGAGGAGGCUGAGAGGAGGGGAUCGUAGAGGAGGUUGGAGGAGGCGGAGAAGGCUGUGACAGAGAAGAAAGUGUCAGAGCCGGUUCGGUUUUAGAGUGUGGUGAAGGGUACUUUUCAUGGUGCAUGGAAGGAAAACCAAUGCGCAGGUGUACCAACCUUCGACCAGGAGAGACUGGAAUGGAUGUAACAAGUCGCUGCACUCUUGGAGACCCCAACAAACUGCCAGAAGGGGUUCCCCAACCUGCCCGCAUGCCCUAUAUCUCAGACAAGCACCCGCGACAGACCUUGGAAGUGAUCAACCUUCUGAGAAAGCACCGGGAGCUAUGCGAUGUGGUACUGGUAGUGGGUGCUAAGAAGAUCUACGCCCAUCGAGUCAUUUUGUCAGCCUGUAGUCCUUACUUCCGAGCUAUGUUUACAGGAGAAUUGGCAGAAAGCCGUCAGACAGAAGUAGUAAUCCGAGACAUAGAUGAGAGGGCUAUGGAACUACUGAUUGACUUUGCCUAUACCUCCCAGAUCACUGUAGAAGAGGGCAAUGUUCAGACCCUUCUGCCAGCUGCUUGCCUCCUCCAGCUGGCAGAAAUACAGGAAGCCUGCUGUGAAUUCUUGAAGAGACAAUUAGAUCCUUCUAACUGCCUGGGCAUCCGGGCUUUUGCUGAUACACAUUCAUGUCGUGAGUUGCUAAGGAUAGCAGACAAGUUCACUCAACAUAACUUUCAAGAGGUGAUGGAGAGUGAAGAAUUUAUGUUGCUUCCAGCCAAUCAACUCAUUGAUAUAAUAUCUAGUGAUGAGCUAAACGUCCGCAGUGAAGAACAAGUGUUCAAUGCAGUGAUGGCCUGGGUCAAAUACAGUAUUCAAGAAAGACGUCCUCAGUUACCCCAGGUGCUGCAGCAUGUUCGUUUGCCUUUGCUUAGUCCCAAGUUCCUGGUGGGCACAGUAGGCUCUGAUCCCCUCAUCAAAAGUGAUGAAGAGUGCAGAGACUUGGUAGAUGAGGCUAAAAACUACCUCCUGUUGCCUCAAGAACGACCACUAAUGCAAGGACCAAGAACAAGACCAAGGAAACCUAUCCGAUGUGGAGAAGUACUCUUUGCAGUUGGUGGUUGGUGCAGUGGAGAUGCCAUUUCUAGUGUUGAACGGUAUGAUCCACAGACGAAUGAAUGGCGAAUGGUAGCUUCAAUGAGCAAAAGACGAUGUGGAGUUGGAGUCAGUGUUCUUGAUGACCUGUUAUAUGCAGUAGGAGGCCAUGAUGGAUCCUCUUAUCUCAAUAGUGUUGAAAGGUAUGACCCUAAAACAAACCAAUGGAGCAGCGACGUGGCCCCUACAAGUACCUGUAGGACAAGUGUUGGUGUGGCAGUGCUUGGAGGCUUUCUCUAUGCUGUGGGUGGCCAAGAUGGUGUGUCUUGCCUCAACAUUGUUGAGAGGUAUGAUCCAAAGGAGAACAAGUGGACUCGGGUGGCUUCUAUGAGUACCAGAAGACUAGGGGUGGCUGUGGCCGUGUUAGGAGGGUUCUUAUAUGCUGUAGGUGGCUCUGACGGGACAUCACCACUUAAUACAGUGGAACGCUACAAUCCUCAGGAAAACAGAUGGCAUACCAUAGCCCCCAUGGGAACCCGGAGGAAACACCUGGGCUGUGCAGUGUAUCAGGACAUGAUCUAUGCCGUAGGAGGUAGAGAUGACACUACAGAGCUUAGCAGUGCUGAGAGAUACAACCCUAGAACUAACCAGUGGUCUCCAGUGGUGGCCAUGACAUCUCGCCGUAGUGGAGUUGGUUUGGCAGUGGUCAAUGGACAGCUCAUGGCAGUAGGAGGUUUUGAUGGCACUACAUACUUGAAGACCAUUGAAGUUUUUGAUCCUGAUGCCAAUACAUGGAGGUUAUAUGGCGGGAUGAAUUAUCGUCGACUAGGGGGUGGUGUAGGAGUUAUUAAAAUGACACAUUGUGAAUCCCACAUAUGGUGAACAUGUAGAAGAUAGUCUUGUAUAUUCUGCUCUGUAUUCUGGAGAGCUUUGACUUUGAAGCUUUGUACAACUUGAGAAAACAUUAGAACAAAGUUUAUUCAUUGCUGGUGCCUCAACAUAUGGAAAUGCAAAUCCAGUGAAAGUACUUCACCUGCAAGAUGCCACCUUUGCACGAUAAUUUUCAGCUCUCUGCAGGAGAAUAUUUAUUUUUGAUUUUAACUUAUUGUUUGGGGUUUUUUUUUGUGUGUGUGUUUUUUAACUUCCUCCCAUGAGAAAAAUAAAAAAAAUCUAAGCAGCAAAACUUACUUAUAAUGAUAAGGGCAGAAGGGCUGUAUAUGAUCUGGUUGUUAUUUCUAGACACUCCAUCCACCUGAUUUCACUACUUUCAAGCAUUACCAACAAAAUAGAUAUGGGAAAUGUAUUAGCUAACCACCAUUCUUGCACUAAAUACAAGAAAACUUGAAAAUCUAGAAAAACAAACAAAAAGAUGCCAUCUCAGUUUAAGUAGUAGUACAAUUCAGAAGAAAUAAUUCAAUCAUUAAAAACCAGGACUCAGAUACUAUAAUUUUUAUGAAUAGAGUUCAUGUCAUUUCUUUCUAUGUGAACUUGUUUUCCACUAUAAAGUUUUUUUUUUUUCAUAAUAUAGAGUUUCUGCUAGAUCUAGAGCUCUGCUGAGUGCCUCUUAUAAAAAACAGUAUCAGUCUCAUGGUAUCUUAAGAAUCCCCAAGAGAAUCAUGUGCAACUCUGAGUUUUUGCUCAAAAAUGUUACUAACUGAAGCAAAUUUCCUUCCUCUUUCCUAAUUGCUACCAAUAACCAGCAGGGAGAAAUGUUCUCUCCCCAGCAGGGUAUUCUGUUAUGCAG